Molecule: messenger RNA, 2289 nt
Organism: Polychytrium aggregatum
Lineage: Eukaryota; Fungi; Chytridiomycota; Chytridiomycetes; Polychytriales
Product: aspartic peptidase domain-containing protein
Exons: 6
Coding region: 154-1806 (550 amino acids)
Biological process (GO): proteolysis
Molecular function (GO): aspartic-type endopeptidase activity
Source: RefSeq, a predicted model, not a curated record
GGGCCUGGGUCGCCGCGGCUGUCCUGCGGGGGGGGGGACCCAUCCGGCUCCUGCCUGGCUCCCGGUCUUCUGCCGCCGUCGCUGCUGCCGCUCUGUCUGCCGGCCAUCCCCUCAUCGCCCAGAGCGACGCCGCCGUCGCCGGCUGCUACUUCUAUGAGACAUUUCGUCGCCGUCUUCGUGGCUCUGCUCCAUGUGGCCCUGCUGCCCUGGGCGCUGGCAGUCGCUGCCGAGGUCCGUCUGGUGCAUUUGGCCUCGACGGACAAGUACUCGCUUGUCGAUCGGUUGAACCGCAAUGCUGCCUUCACCAAAGCCAAGCUCGGCGCAUCCAGCCGCGGCCGGGCACCAGCGCUGCGAGAGCUUCUGGCCUUUGACAACCAAACCGAGAGCGAGCUGCCACUCAUAUCCAACCCCGCGAGCCUGUUCGAGUAUGCCGCGGUCAUCUCGCUGGGCACGCCGCCUCAGCCCUUCCGUGUCAUCAUGGACACCGGCUCCGCCAACCUGUGGGUCUUUUCCAACUCGAUUGUCCUGCCGCCAUCCAAGAACGUGAGCACCUUCAACGGCAACACUUCGUCGACGGCCCAGGUCGUCCCCAACGGCGCCAACGUCAACAUCACAUACGGCACAGGUCAUAUCUAUGGGGGGCUCUACGCCGACACCUUUCAGAUCAGCGGCGCCCGCGUCAUUGGCCAGCAGUUUCUGCUGGCAACGUGGUGCGAUGGCCUGAUAUACAACCUCCUGGACGGCUUCUGGGACGGCAUUCUUGGCCUCGGCUAUCCCCGCCUCGCCACUCCCUCAGCCAAGGGGCUUCGUCCUGUCCCUCCUCUGACCAACAUGCUCAAAGGCGGAGCCAACGGUCUUUUUUCCUUCUGGUUCAAUCAAGCCUCGGCCUCGGACCCACAGGCCCUGCUCGGCAAAUUCACUUUGAACGGAUGCAACUCGGACUACUAUGCCGGCGACCUGCUUUGCAUUCCCAUUGUACAGAAUCAGCAAUAUGGCCUCUACGACCACUGGCGCAUCCCCGUCGACAACGUCACCGUAGGAUCCCAGCUGUUGGACCUCCCCUCGACCGACCAAGUGGCCAUCAUCGACACGGGCACGUCGUCCCUGGGUCUGCCCAACUCCAUAUACGACAGCGUCAUCCAACAGUUUGAUAUCCUUGGCUGGUCUGGUAGCAUAGCCGCAGUGCCUUGUUCCCAAGUCGAUUCGAUGCCAGCCAUAACGAUCUCGGUUGGAGGACACGCCUUUCCGCUUUCCCCAAACGAGUACGUCUCUCGACAAGGCGACGGCUGCUUUUUGAAUUUCAUCAAAGUCAACGGCUUUGUCGAUGGCCUGAUCCUUGGUCUGCCUUUUCUGAGAAGAUAUUACACGAUCUUUGACAUGGCCAACAACCAAGUCCGUGUCGCCGCAUCCAGAGCAACGAACUCGUCCGGGCCAUCCUCUGGAUCCUCUGGAUCCGGCUCAAGCACGUGCGAAUGCACGUCGUCUGUGCAGCUCGAAGCUGAUCUGAUCCCGUCAAGCAACGUCAUCCGCAUCGGCGAUCUGCAAGUCGAUAUCGGCCUGUUUUCGGCCAUCGUAGCUGGCAGUGUGCUCGUGAUAGCGAGCACCGGCCUGAUUAUGUGGCGCUUCCGACAGAAUCACCUCCGGCGCACGAAUCGGCCGACCGAUGAUCAUACCGUAUCCGAUAUCGGCUACGACAAGGGCAAGUCUCAAGAGAAAGCGAAUUACUCCGCAACUGUUAUUAUUCAGGACUACGAUCUCUCAGAUGACGCCGGCAGCUCACCGCGCCUCGGUGGAAGUACUUGCUGAAUCACUUUCGAAUCGAGGAGUCUCCGUCAAUACCACCAACACAAGAGCAAUCCCCCGGCUGCCUCACCUUUCUCAACCAACUCAUAAGCUGGUUUGUCUCUGCGCUUUUUUUCGUUUACCCAACCCCUUUUCGUUCCAGCCAUGCCGGCCAUGUGUUUUUGUGUCUUCUCAUGCUUUGCCUUCUCUGCUGCCUUGUCUGCCCCUGAAUCUGCCCCCUUUCGGUUUAUCGGACAUGUACGAACGGUAUUUCGCUCGGGGAAGUGCGUCUAUUCCAAACCUCCGUGAUUCUUCCUUGGCCUUUACCCUCUCUUCCGAUGAUAUCUAUCCUCUUCUUGCGGCACGCUCGCAGAUCAUACCUCGUUCUUCUAUGUCGGUGCCUACAUCUAUGCAAUCCCUGGCUCUUGUACAUACUGUGGUGCUUUCCUCCCUGAUUUUUGCGUGUACAGCCUUUCCUUGAAAAUAAAAAAAUCAUAUAUAAAAAAA